CUUACGUAGCUCUCGCAAUUUUUAUUUUCUUCUUCACUAUCCCUUGUAUUCUUCCUUUUUGCCAUCCCCAACUUCAAUUGCCCCAAGACAUUCUUGUCAGGCGGACUCAUUUCUCGAUCAUCAUCCCUGCGGCUGGCCGUUCUCCCUUUGACUGACCCGUGGUCGCGUGAAGAGCUCUUGUUUCCCCACCCCGCACUCAGAGCUGUGAGGUAGCUAUCAAGUUGGACGAUAAGAUAUUCUUCAUCAAAAUACACCACUUUGAAAGUCUUCGCGAUAAAGUAUCCCUGUAUCCCAUCAACCUAUAAAGAGUUUCCGGAGAUCAGUUUAUUCAAGAUGUUUGGAAUCAUCGCGGACUUGAUGUCCUCGGUGAUUACGAUCCUCUUCCCCGUAUUUGCCUCUUACAAAGCUUUGCGCUCCUCUGAUCCGUCACAACUGGCGCCAUGGUUGAUGUACUGGGUGGUCCUCUCGGGCAUUUUGCUGGCUGAAUCAUGGACGAUUUUCAUCCUGGGCUGGAUCCCGUUCUACAGCUGGUUUCGACUGUUUUUCUUUUCCUAUCUCGUACUUCCUCAGACGCAGGGCGCAAAAAUCCUGUACCAGACCUAUGUCGAUCCCUUCCUGGAACACCACGAACGAGAGAUUGAAGUGUUUAUUGGCCGCUUCCAUGAGCAGGCUAAAGCCCUUGGGCUUCAAUACUUCUAUCAGGCCAUCGAUUACAUCCGGGAGAAGAUUCUGAGAUUGCCGGGUCAACACCCUGCCCCUCCACCUCCGCCAACCGGCCCCGCUGGAUAUGCGCAGUCGCUCCUCUCUCGAUUCUACCUCCCUACCGCUGCUGGCGGAGCGCAACAAGCUCCUGCGAAUGAUUGGUACUCCACGAUCAGCUCCGCUGUGGCAGCAUUGACUUCCGCAGGUAAAAGCCAUGAAGCGCGGGCUGAAGAGCUGUCUGCCAGCGGGAACCUCUUGCCGCGAGAACUGACUGGAAUGUCCCGGGAGGACAAAGCUAGCUUCAUUUCCAAGCAGCGCGAAGUGAUUGAGGUGUUGCGCGCCGCAUUGGCCAAGGAAGAAAGUAACCUUGACAGUGGCGAUGUGGACGACGAUCUUGCAUAUGGCUCCUCUCUGAGAAAGAAUUGCAGUGACAACUCGUUUGACCAUAUCAACCCGGAAGACAUUCGUGAUCGAUCUCCGGCGAGACCGCAAAGAUCGUCCAGUGGCAAAUGGACGUCGGGAUGGUUUGGCAGCGGAGAGCCGGCUGCUUCCUCUGGCGUGGAGGCUAUUCCACGCGCAGCUGACGACGUUCCGCGGUCCAGGGGAUCCCACCAUUAGACUAGUUGUCACUGCGUGAUGGCUUCAUGCUGAGUAUAGUCUCCAAAUAGACUGGCCAGGGUAUAUAUAGACUCGUAGGCAUGAAAGACAAUGAAUUGUGA
Messenger RNA from Aspergillus novofumigatus IBT 16806, 1421 nucleotides. Its product is annotated as HVA22/TB2/DP1 family protein. The transcript has 3 exons. Lineage: Eukaryota; Fungi; Ascomycota; Eurotiomycetes; Eurotiales; Aspergillaceae. The record is from RefSeq and is a predicted model, not a curated record. Bases 334 to 1320 code for a protein of 328 amino acids.